This is a messenger RNA of Paramuricea clavata, 213 nucleotides long. Lineage: Eukaryota; Metazoa; Cnidaria; Anthozoa; Malacalcyonacea; Plexauridae. The record is from the annotation of a GenBank genome assembly.
AUGGCUUCAGAGACACAAAACAAUGAACUAGAAACACAACUGGUAAAGGACGAAGCUCCAUUGGAAUUAAAAGACGGGUUAGGAACAAGUCUGAUACCCAAGAGGGCCAAUGGAGUGUUGGUAGUUUGGAGUCACAAGUACAACAAGCUCGACCUUGCACAAGAAAGGCUGUCUCAGGGAGCCUGGAGAACCUCAGAAAGAGGGUUCAAAUAG